Messenger RNA from Cylicocyclus nassatus, 762 nucleotides. NCBI's taxonomy places the organism in Eukaryota, Metazoa, Nematoda, Chromadorea, Rhabditida, Strongylidae. The record is from the annotation of a GenBank genome assembly.
AUGCUGUGGAAAGAACUAAGCAGCUCACAAAUGUGGAGCUUAUCGGACUACCACAACAUGGAUGAGGUAAUUCGCUGUACCAACGAAGCAAUGAUGAGACGGCAGGUGCAAGACAAUCAGGUGGAAAUGUCUGCAGCAAAACGGGAACACCGAUUUAUGAACCAACCACAAUCGUCGUUUUACAAAAGCAGGAAAAGACUAAAACAACUCCAACUUCAAAUUCCUGACAAAGUGAACAUGUGCCUUUGCGGACUACUCUCACUUUCAUUAUCGGUUCAUUUGAUCUGCUGCAUAGAGGUGUUUUUCUCCUUGAUCCUUUUGAUGCAAUCACCAGACCUGCUUAAUGUGGAUGGAAGGUAUUUUUACUUUCUUGGAUUGCUUGAUGGUGACGGAGUUUGGCUGUUUGCAUUGCAAGUCAUCAUGUGCUCUUCUUGUGUUUUCACUGCCUUGCUGCUCUAUCUUGGCUCAAGAAACGAGAUAUCAUUACUAAUUCUACCGCAUUUGUUUUGGCAGUAUGCCUACAUCGUUGUUUCAUCAAUUAUAUCGACAGUUCUCAUGAUGCUCGGAUUCUAUAGAAAGAUGCUGCUUCCAUCAAGUAUUGUGUUGAGCUUGAUGCUUCUUAUACCAGCCGUUUUCGAGAUAUGGUGGAGCAAUUUGACAAUUUGCUACUAUCGACAUCUGACAACAAAGAAUGAGUACAAAUUACGAUCAGCUAUGGAAUCAAGCGCUUUAUCGUCGGAUUUGGUUUCUACUCCUAUAUAG